This is a messenger RNA of Perognathus longimembris pacificus (Pacific pocket mouse), 696 nucleotides long. RefSeq names its product serine/threonine-protein kinase 17A-like. NCBI's taxonomy places the organism in Eukaryota, Metazoa, Chordata, Mammalia, Rodentia, Heteromyidae. The transcript has 5 exons. Gene Ontology annotation, cellular component: nucleus. The coding region runs from base 1 to 696 and encodes 231 amino acids. The record is from RefSeq and is a predicted model, not a curated record. Gene Ontology annotation, molecular function: ATP binding; protein serine/threonine kinase activity. Gene Ontology annotation, biological process: positive regulation of apoptotic process; intracellular signal transduction; protein phosphorylation.
AUGAUCCCGCUGGAGAAGCCCGGCAGCGGCCGUCCCUCUUUGGCUGCCGCCUCCGGCUUGGGCCCGGUCAGCAGGGGUCGGACGGUGCGUCACCGUCCGCCGCCCCAGGCUCGAGGGUUGCUGACGGAGAUCCGCGCCGCGGUGCGCACCGAGCCCUUCCAGGACAGCUACAGCCUGAGCCCGGGCCGGGAGCUGGGCAGGGGGAAAUUUGCAGUGGUGAGAAAAUGUGUAAAGAAAGAUUCUGGAAAAGAAUUUGCAGCAAAGUUCACGAGAAAAAGAAAAAAAGGCCAAGACUGUCGGAUGGAAAUUAUUCAUGAGAUUGCGGUGCUCGAGCUGGCCCAGGACAGCCCUUGGGUCAUUAACUUACAUGAAGUCUAUGAGACUCCAUCAGAAAUGAUCUUGGUUCUGGAAUAUGCUGCAGGGGGUGAAAUCUUUGAUCAGUGUGUCGCAGACCGAGAAGAUGCCUUUAAAGAAAAAGAUGUUCGGAGACUCAUGCGACAGAUUUUAGAAGGUGUGCACUUUCUACACACUCAUGAUGUAGUUCAUCUUGAUUUGAAGGUCCUGAAAGAAGAGGUCAAGAUGGAGGCUGAGCCUGUGAGGAAGUUGGGCGUGGUGGUGGUUGGUGUUGGCAGAGCUGGAUCCGUGAGGAUGAGGGACUUGCAGAAUCCAGAAUACAGAGUCAGCAAAAAAGAAUAA